AUGGCUUCCGCUCCACCAUUGGACUAUGAUACAAUCAGAGGAUCCUCGCUUAUAAUACCGGCAGUCACGAUUGGUAAUAUUCCACAACUAGCCACUGAUCUUUUGUUGCACAAUCUAGGUUUCGCCAAAGUGGCGGCGUUGCCAGACCAUUUCUUAUAUCCAUAUGUUUCUGGAAUCGACCACUUGCCUCUGGAAAAACUUCCUCGGGGGAUCCUGCUUGCUCUUGAGGUUUUCUACAGCGAGAAAUACAAGGUGACGCUUCUUCAGCAAAGAUCACCAAUCAUUGCGGGCAUGUCCAAACAGCACAUUCAACAGAUUCUUCUUCCGUUCAUUGCUGAAGCACUGUUCACAAAGAUUAUGGUCUUGGCGCUGGCAGAUGCUGGCUUGGAGGAGAAAAGAGCAACAAUGCGUUUGUUUUCCGACUCGGCCAUUGAAGAAAUGAUCACAUGGAUGCAGAUUUCGCCACGGGCAGAACCGGACUACUUACGACUGGAACUGCUCGAUUCUUUACCCAAAGACUUGGAUAAGUACACGGAAGAACUCAUAAGCAAGAUACAGCCAGAAUUAGAAGAUGGAACAAAAAAACCUUCUAUUGCCGCUAGUGUUCUCGUGUCAUAUGUGUACGAAGGUGAUAAUACUCAAGAUGCGUUUUCCAUGGCGUCUGCAGCAGCAAAAGUGUUUGGCAUUGGUUCAGCCGAAUGGAAAAUUCCAGUCAGCUGGAUGGGUGUCUAUGGAGAUCGUCCGAUUCCAGUGGCACUUGAAGAAGGUUUGUAUGGCUGA
This is a messenger RNA of Clavispora lusitaniae ATCC 42720, 780 nucleotides long. RefSeq lists its product as uncharacterized. The record is from RefSeq and is a predicted model, not a curated record. Gene Ontology annotation, biological process: proteasome assembly. Lineage: Eukaryota; Fungi; Ascomycota; Pichiomycetes; Serinales; Metschnikowiaceae. Gene Ontology annotation, cellular component: nucleus; cytosol.